GGCUAAAUAAGUAAGAUGUAUUAAAAAUAUAUACUGUUAUGAAUUGGUAAUGAUAAUAAUAAUAAAUUUAUUUAUGCAUAUAAUACAUGAAUAGUACAAAACUUAUUCGUUAUCAUCACAAUUUAAAGUUUAUUGAAUGAAUGUGAAUAUGGGUAUUCCAAUUGAUCGAUUUGUAAAUCCAGUUGAUGAAAAUCUAAUCUGUGGUAUUUGUCAUGGUGUAUUUAUUAUACCUGUAGUAACAGAAUGUGGUCAUACAUUUUGUGCUAAUUGUUUAAAAAUAUGGUUAAAUUCAAAAUUGGAACAUUUAAAUCAUUUAACAAUAAGUGAUAAUGAACGAACACGUUUUCAAUUUACAUGUCCAACUUGUCGAACAAAAUUAAAUGUUAAUAAUUCACAACAAAAUAAUUCUAUAAAUUCAGUCGUAAAUACAACAAACAAUAUAAAUAAUCAUAUUAAUAAUUAUUGUUUUCAUGAUAAACCAAAUAUUAAUUUAUUAUCAAUAGCUAGACCAGUACUUGCAUUAAAGAAUUUUUUAAAUUCUUUACAAAUCUAUUGUGAAUAUGCUAAACGUGGAUGUACUACUAUUGGCAGUGUAGAAUUAAUACAUUUUGGUAAUCAUCGACAUGUAUGCGCUUAUGUACCAGUUGAUUGUGCUGGUUGUGGUAGAACAUUAAAUAGAAUUGAAUUAGCUGCUCAUCAAUUAGGCUGUUUUGGUAUACAGGCUGAACUAGGUGAAAUACACCGGGAAAAUAUUAAACCAUUUCAAGAAGUACAAUCAACAGUUGAUGUUGGUAUUCAAACUUUAACAUGUUCCUUAGAAGAAGAAGAAGAAGAAUUGAUUCAUCAAAGAAAUUGUACACAUUUAACACAAUCCAAAGAGAUAACAACAAAUUUAUGCAGUUCUAGUGUUCAAACAUAUGAUGAAAAUUUAAAAAGUACAUGUGAUUUUCAAGUACAAACAGACUUCAAUCAUAAUUUAUCUUCGAUAAGAAUUGAUCAACAUUACAAUAACAGAAGUUUACAACUUUUAAAUGUUAGUUUAAUUAAACUUGUUCAUGCAUUACGUGUGGAAUUAGAUUCAGCUCAAAAUGAAUUAUACAUGAGAAAUGGAAAAUAAGUUUAUUAUUCCUAAAUAAUGAAGAUUAUCAACUAUUUAUUGACUUAUUUAAUUAAAUAAAUGAAUUUAUGAACUAUGUAAAACAUGUUUUUAUACUAUUACCAGAAUAAUAAAUCAUAAGCCUAUAAAAAGAAGGUAAAAUAUAUUACACGUAAUGUCAUAAACUACUUUUAAACAUAUAAGUAAACUGGAGUAUGAAUAUAAAAAUAGAUUUU
Messenger RNA from Schistosoma mattheei, 1332 nucleotides. Lineage: Eukaryota; Metazoa; Platyhelminthes; Trematoda; Strigeidida; Schistosomatidae. The record is from the annotation of a GenBank genome assembly.